AUGUCAGCUACCGUGAAUUCCAAUUCACGCACGAAGCACCGUAUAACUCCGGCAGCGGGCGGCCCUAUCACCCUUCAAGUGGGAGAACGGCGAUUCAUCACCACAAAGAAUACGAUGACAGGAGAAAGCCAUUUCUUCGCGGCACUAAUGUCAGGGCGCUGGGAUAGUAACAAGCAAGCAGAUGGCUCUUAUUUCAUUGAUGCGGAUCCCGACCUCUUCGAACAUAUCCUGCGGUACCUUCGACGAAGUGUCCUUCCUAUUUUCUACCAUCCCGAAAAAGGUCACGACCACGUUCUAUAUCUCGCACUUCUGGGAGAAGCGAGAUAUUUCCAGAUUACACGAUUAGAGAAUUGGUUAAAGAACAAGAGAUAUCUUCAUGCAUCCGAAACUCAAUGGACAGAUGAGAAUGUAGUGUAUCAUCCGCGUUGGGAUACAGAAGAAGUUUAUAUAUGUCCACGAGAAAUUGAUGUCCACAAGGGUAGCGAAAGUGCGUGUAGAAGGCAGUGUGAGAAUGUACGUGGUGAUUCGGGGUACAAAUACGAGGAUGAGCCAAUUUUGAAGACGCUGGUGAUUCGAAAAAAACUUGUUGUCGAUCAGGAGGCUUGUCUGGAGGGAUUGGAUGAAAAUUGA
Botrytis sinoallii is the source of this 630-nucleotide messenger RNA. RefSeq lists its product as uncharacterized. Gene Ontology annotation, biological process: protein homooligomerization. Bases 1 to 630 code for a protein of 209 amino acids. Lineage: Eukaryota; Fungi; Ascomycota; Leotiomycetes; Helotiales; Sclerotiniaceae. Gene Ontology annotation, molecular function: protein binding. The transcript has 2 exons. The record is from RefSeq and is a predicted model, not a curated record.